This is a messenger RNA of Paramecium sonneborni, 831 nucleotides long. The record is from the annotation of a GenBank genome assembly. Lineage: Eukaryota; Ciliophora; Oligohymenophorea; Peniculida; Parameciidae.
AUGAAUUAAUCAUAAUAAGGCUAAAUAUUCUCAAAGCAACCUCAGGAAGGGCAUUAAUAAGUGUAAGAUUCAUAAAAUCAAAAAAAAGUGAAAAUUGAUUCUUAGAAAUCCUAUUCUGAUCUUAAUGAACCUAUUUACUAAAACAUGAUAAAAAGUUUUACAGAUUUUUUUGAAUAAUUAAGGAAAUAAAUAAAAAUAUUGAUGGAGGAUCCAUGUUUAAAAUAGCAUAAAAUAUUUGAAAUAAUAACACAACUAAAUCAGUCAAUUACAAAAACUGAAUCCUUAUUUAAACAAGAUUAGGAAAAGCUCUAUGCUACAUAAAAAAUAUAUAAUGAUAAUUCUAUCCAAAAUUAAUUAAAAUAAACAAAAUAAUGUUUAGGAGAUGUUGAUGAGCCUCAUUCCAUGGUUCCAAAGUAAGAAUAUUAGAAUUACAAAAAAAAUGAAAAAGAAGUGAAUAAUAAUUAGAUACAUUAGAGAUGCAUCAUAAAUCAUAAAUAUAUUUAAGAUAAUCUCCAGGAAUAUUAAUUAAUAGUUCAAGCAUCGCUUGAAUUGUAGCUAAAAGGUGGACCUAAAUUACUUAAAUGCCUAUGCAAGAAAAAUAAAGAUUUAAGUAUUUCUAAUAGAAAUUUGUUUGAAAUUAUUGAAAAUUAAUAAAUGGAAAUACUUUUUAAAUAAUUGGAAAAAAUUUUUUAAGAUAUUCCAAACAAAAAUGUACUGAAAUGUCCAAAUAACUUAUGUAAUUAUAAGUGUGCAGAGAAUGUUUUAAAAGACUAGAAGAAAUAAAAAUAUUAUUGCCCUUCUUGUAAUGAAAAUUCAAUUGAAUGCAGUUGA